Molecule: messenger RNA, 2265 nt
Organism: Pungitius pungitius (ninespine stickleback)
Lineage: Eukaryota; Metazoa; Chordata; Actinopteri; Perciformes; Gasterosteidae
Gene: dnaja2a
Product: DnaJ heat shock protein family (Hsp40) member A2a
Exons: 9
Coding region: 126-1367 (413 amino acids)
Biological process (GO): protein refolding; response to heat
Cellular component (GO): cytoplasm; cytosol
Molecular function (GO): Hsp70 protein binding; ATP binding
Source: RefSeq, a predicted model, not a curated record
GCAGCAGCGUUCAGUCGCAGUGUCUAACUUUCCGGAAACAGACACGAGGCGAGUAAAACACGCCGCACCGGCUCCUUCUCUUUGUCCACCCAGCUCCCCGCUGAAGCAACAUCCACAGCAGCACCAUGGCGACUGUUGUAGAUACCAAACUAUACGACAUUCUCGGAGUUUCUCCAUCCGCAACUGAAAAUGAGCUGAAGAAGUCAUACCGGAAACUGGCAAAAGAAUACCACCCGGACAAGAACCCAAAUGCUGGUGACAAGUUCAAAGAAAUUAGUUUUGCCUAUGAGGUAUUGACCAACCCUGAAAAGAAGGAACUUUAUGACCGCUAUGGAGAACAAGGCUUGCGGGAAGGAGGCGGGGGCGGCCCGGGGAUGGACGACAUCUUCUCCCACAUAUUUGGAGGAGGACUUUUUGGAUUCAUGGGAGGCCAGGGCAGUCGCUCAAGGAAUGGAGGUCGAAGGAGAGGAGAGGACAUGGUCCAUCCACUCAAGGUGUCACUGGAGGAUGUUUAUAAUGGGAAGACAACUAAGCUUCAACUUAGCAAGAAUGUACUCUGUAGCACUUGUAGUGGGCAGGGAGGAAAAACAGGCGCUGUUCAAAAAUGUACCACAUGUAGGGGGCGUGGCAUGCGCAUCAUGAUCAGACAGCUGGCCCCGGGAAUGGUUCAACAGAUGCAGUCUGUGUGUACCGAUUGUAACGGAGAAGGUGAAGUUAUCAGCGAGAAAGACCGCUGUAAAAAAUGCGAGGGCAAGAAAGUUGUGAAGGAGGUGAAAAUUCUGGAGGUACACGUGGAUAAAGGCAUGAAGCACGGCCAGAAAAUCACCUUUGGAGGGGAGGCUGACCAGGCACCCGGUGUCGAGCCUGGGGAUAUUGUCUUAGUCUUGCAGGAAAAGGAGAAUGAGACAUUCAGGCGAGAUGGCAACGACCUGUUCAUGAACCACAAGCUGGGGCUGGUGGAGGCGCUGUGCGGCUUCCAGUUUAUGCUGAAACACUUGGAUGACAGACAGCUUGUUGUGAAGUACCCCCCUGGCAAAGUCAUUGAACCAGGCUCAGUCAGGGUGGUGCGAGGAGAGGGCAUGCCACAGUACCGAAACCCCUUUGAGAAGGGAGAUCUGUACAUAAAGUUUGAUGUCCAGUUCCCCGACAACAACUGGAUCAGCCCUGAGAAACUUGUGGAGCUGGAGGACAUGCUGCCCUCGCGGUCGGACCCGCCCAUCAUCACCGCAGACACGGAGGAGGUGGACUUGCAGGAUUACGACGUCAGCCAGAGCUCAACAUCGGGCGGCCGCAGAGAGGCCUACAAUGACAGCUCCGACGAGGAGGGUGGCCACCACGGGCCGGGGGUACAGUGUGCCCACCAGUAGUCGCACACACGUUCUAAUUGGAGGGGAAAUGUUUGAGUUGCAGAGUAAACAAGGACUUAUGUGAGAAUGAAAAGGCUCAUCCGUUCUUCAGACACAGAUCGAAUAACUUAUUGAGUUGUGACAACUGGAGUUGUUGAUUAAUGUUAGUGUGCUGGGAAUGUUUUGAUCAUUUUAUGGAAAACUCUCACGGGGGCAGCCAAAGACUUAUUCCACUGCACCUGGGACAGCUUUAGACACUUUAAACUGCAACUUCAGGUAGAAGUCGAAUAAUGUAUUUAAGAUGUAUCCAAACAAACGGUUGCCCCUGUGAACGCAGUGUAGGACUAUGAUCUGGUGUUCACGGUGAUGCCCCUCCACCUCAGUCAACCCCAAUAUAAUUCCAUCCCCCCCCCCCCCAUAGUUGGGAGCUCCAGAUCAAAGAAAGGAAUGUUUCUUGUUUGCUGAGUGACUUGCAUUUUUUUUUCAUAGGAUUUACAAAAAAUAUAUUUAAAAUUAACCAAUGUGCAUACAUAGACCAAGCAGCUGGGCAAUGUGACGUGCCGAUCCUCGGACUCGUGCAUUCAUGGGUUCAUUUAUUCGGCACUAUUCGUAGGACUUGUUUCUGAUUUUUACAGCUUUAUUUUCUUUGUAGGUUUUUUUUUUUUUUUUUUCUUUUUGUUUUAAAUAAAACAAAAUUGGUUAUUGUGUAUAUCAUUGGACUGGUUGUUGGUAAGCUUCAUCGGCUGUGUGAUUUUUAAAAAAUUGACAAGUGAAAAGAUGACAAAUGUAGAGCUUGUAUCUGUGCAGAGACCAUGUGCAUGUAAACAAGCUUUGGUUCCUGCACUUAUGAAACGCAUAAAGCAGCACACUUCUUAAGAAAAUGUCUAUGAAGUUGUCGAAUAAAUGGUUGAAAUAGCAA